AUAAGGCAUCGUUUCCAGGCCUUUGACCAUUUUGGUUGCCCUCUUCUGGACACGUUCCAGCUUGUCAGUAGUGGGGAUUGAACCUGGGACUAUCUGCAUGCAAAGCACAUGUUCUGCCACUGAGCUAUGAAGCCUUCCGCAUAUUCAUAGAAUCAUAGAACUAUAGAGUUGCAAGAGACCAUGAGGGUCAUCACAUCCAACCCCUUGCAAUGCAGGAAUCUAUUGCCUAACAUGGGGCACGAACCCACAACCCUGAGAUUAAGUGUAUUGUGCUCUCCCAACUGAGCUAUUGAGCUCCCCUCAUCCACAAACCUUGGUCAUGCUGGCUGUGGCUGAUGGGAGUUCAUCAACAUCUGAAUAUUCCCCAGCCCUAGUGUAUGGCUUUUCCUGAAAUGCCAAGUGAGAGCCAUCAGGCCCUGACACUCGGUUCCCUCCAAUGUGGUGCCCUUCAGAUGCUUUGGAACAUGACUCCUGUAGGCUGAAUAACUCCUCUUCUCCUCCUGAAGAGGUUUGCAAAACAUAGCUGUUCUGGAAAAGACUUUUGGCUGAAUGCUCUUGGGUUAGUUUUGGUGUCAUGCUGCUAUGCCCAGACUUCGUUCCUGGUGUUGGUUUCUAAUCCUAAUAUUUUACGACUGCCGGUGGGGUUGUUGUUUUUUAGGAAUGGUGGGCAUGACAUAGGCUUUUAAAUAUUGUAUGGCAUUUUCUGCCUUGUUAGCCUCCUAAAUUCAUUUUGGAAAUCAGACGGAUCAUAAGUUUUAAAUUAACAUUAUGACAGAUGGGGGACUCGCAUAAUGUUGGACGGUUUGCUAACUGAAGUUGUUUUCCAGCUGAGCCUCUGGAGUGGCACGAGGCGGCCGGGGAGAUGGUUAAACACCCGCUGAAUUUGGGCAAUGAAGGCCAACUUCCUGCAUGUGACGCCACCUGUGAGCAGAGACAGAACCAUCUCCCACUUCCCCAAGUGGUACACACCUGAGGCCUGCCUCCAGCUCAAAGAUCACUUCCACGCCCAGGUGAGGAGUGCCUGUCGGCGACAGAACACAGGCGCUGUUGGGCUAAAAAUAUCAAAAGUGGUUGUGGUGGGAGACCUCUAUGUUGGAAAAACAAGCCUCAUCAACAGGUUUUGUAAAGAUGUUUUUGACCGGGAUUACAAGGCAACCAUCGGAGUGGAUUUUGAAAUUGAGCGUUUUGAGAUAGCUGGAGUUCCAUAUAAUCUUCAGAUAUGGGAUACAGCCGGCCAGGAGAAGUUCAAGUGCAUUGCAUCUGCCUACUACAGAGGAGCAGAAGUGAUUAUAACAGUCUUUGAUUUGGCCGACAUCCAGACUUUGGAUCACACCAAGCAGUGGCUGGAGGAUGCAUUGAGGGAGAAUGAACCAGGCUCCAGCUUCAUCUUUCUCGUUGGAACAAAAAAAGAUUUAGUGUCCGACGCUGCCUGUGAGCGGACGGAACAGGACGCCAUCCACCUGGCCAAUGAAAUGCAGGCAGAAUAUUGGUCCGUUUCAGCCAAGACAGGGGAAAACGUCAAGGGUUUUUUUUCUCGAGUUGCUGCCUUGGCCUUUGAAAAAUCGAUGCUGAUGGAGCUGGAGAAGAGCAACAGCCGAAUGGCCCAAAUUGGUGCGGGAAACCUCAUCAAAAUAGAAGGGGACUCGCCGGAGACUUUGGAAGCCAACCCACAAGCCAGCCCAAGUUGUUGCUAGUAGCCAGCUGUGGGUAUAACAAGUUCCUGGCAUCUUGGAGGAUUCCCCAAGUAGCACUUCAGGAAAGCAGCUGAAUCUUUGAACCAGCAGCAGGAAGGGGGGGGGCAGGGAAGCAGCGGUGCAGGCCCCCCCCCCGGCCAAAGCCCACUUCGCUUUGAUCUGCCGUCAGGGGAACGGACAGCCUCUCUCCUCUGUUUGGAAAAAUUCUAUUUUCUGAGCUCACGUUAUGGGAAAUGAUCUGCCUUUUCCAGGAGGGUGUGUUUGUUAUCAGCACAAUCUGUCUUUCUCUUUCUCUCUUUCCCUCUCCAGGAAACCCAUCCUGUUCCAAACUUGCAAAGCCUGUUUCUGUGGAAACGGCAGACCUUGGGAGUGGAGAGCACACGAUGGACCUGCCCUGUGAGAGAGGCUGCAGAUGUGAAGGAAGCUCAGAUUUGGUGUCUCUCUGUGAAUUCAGUUAGGCCUGGCGCCCUCCAGGUGUUGGGGGCUAAAACUCCUUCUAGCCCAGCUAGGGAGCAAGUCAGUCUUCCCUAGAUGCCUUGGACCUUGACUGUGGCUGGAGGGAAAUGUAGUCCCAAAACAGCCUCUACCAGCUGGUGCUCCUGAGAGUUGUAGUCCUGGCAGCUUUGCAUCCUUCUCAAGUUGAAUUUCUCUAGUUCGUGAUCACUGUGGUUAAUCGUAGUGCUGACUUAAUCACGGUUAAGAGCAGCAGGAGGAAUCUGUAGAAUCUGAGGGGUGAGGGAAUGAAGGAAGAAAAAGCACAUAGUCCUGUGGUCCUUCUCAGAUGGUGGUUAAGGAAUGAGCAUCAUCAUUCCAUCUUAGCCAGUAUUGGAUGGUAGGUUGCCUCCUGAGUCCUCUGCAUUGCUCCGAGGUGUGGAAUGAUCCCACUUCUCUAACUGCCUUAGAUAUUAGCAGCUGCAGUUGUAUAAAACUGGUCUUUAUUUUCAUGUCAGUUGUGGAAUUAAACAUGCUUUCUGAUGUCC
Messenger RNA from Zootoca vivipara (common lizard), 2674 nucleotides. NCBI's taxonomy places the organism in Eukaryota, Metazoa, Chordata, Lepidosauria, Squamata, Lacertidae. The record is from RefSeq and is a predicted model, not a curated record.